GUUGGAAGAGAAAGCUUCGAGCUCUUUCCUUUGCUGUGCUUUGCUGGACCCAGUGAAUUUAUCCUCUCGUUCGAGAAUUUGGUCAUUCAAACCGAGUACCAUCACUGAUUUGGGUGUGCAAAGAUGCCAAAAACUGUCGAUGGAAUUGAGUCUGCAGCCGUGCAUGAUGCGAUUAAACUCCUUACGAAUAAUCUCGUCAACAUCAAAGACACGACCGGGAAAUUCCUCAUGACGAUACCCGAUGGACGAGUAAUCGACACCAAAGGCUGGAACGAGAACAAUUGGGAAUGGACACAUGGAGUUGGUCUCUAUGGACUUUACAAAUACUAUUCUCUGACAGGAGAUGUAUCAACUCUCAAAAUUGUGGAAGAUUGGUUUCGAGACCGGUUCGCAGCUGGUGGAACUACGAAGAAUAUCAAUACAAUGGCCCCAUUCUUGACGCUUGCAUACCUCUACGAAGAGACGAACAAUCAAACAUAUCUGCCAUGGCUAGAUUCGUGGGCUGAGUGGGCAAUGUACGAUUUGGAGAGAACGGAAUACGGAGGCAUGCAGCAUAUCACGUACCUGACACCGAACAUGCAGCAACUGUGGGACGAUACGCUUAUGAUGACGGUCUUACCACUUGCGAAAAUAGGCAAGGUGUUGGGGAGACCGCACUACGUGGAAGAAGCGAAGAGGCAAUUUUUGCUACAUAUCAAUUACCUUUUCGACCCUCAGACCGGACUAUGGUUCCAUGGGUGGACCUUUGAAGAUGGUAGACACAAUUUUGCAAGAGCGAGGUGGGCGAGAGGCAAUUCAUGGAUCACAAUCGUCAUUCCAGAAUUCAUCGAGCUACUUGAUCUACCAGAGCACGAUCCAAUCAGGAUACAUUUGAUUGAUACCUUGGAAGCACAAUGUCGAGCUUUGAAGAAAUACCAAGAUGCGUCGGGACUUUGGCGGACGUUGCUGGACCAUGAUGAUGAGGGGUCAUAUGUUGAAGCUUCUGCAACUGCUGGCUUUGCAUAUGGUAUUCUGAAGGCACAGCGGAAACGAUACAUUGGCAAGGAAUACGAAGAAGUGGCGUCGAAAGCAGUAAAAGCAGUCAUGGGGCAAAUAGAUUCUCAAGGCGAACUUCAAAAUACGAGUUUCGGGACAGGGAUGGGUGACAGUCUGCAGUUUUACAAAGAUAUUCCAAGAACGAGUAUGCCGUAUGGGCAAUCGAUGGCGAUUAUGGCCUUGGGGGAGUUUCUGAGAAGGUUUAUAUAG
Molecule: messenger RNA, 1245 nt
Organism: Mollisia scopiformis
Lineage: Eukaryota; Fungi; Ascomycota; Leotiomycetes; Helotiales; Mollisiaceae
Product: glycoside hydrolase family 105 protein
Exons: 1
Coding region: 124-1245 (373 amino acids)
Biological process (GO): carbohydrate metabolic process
Source: RefSeq, a predicted model, not a curated record